Molecule: messenger RNA, 1971 nt
Organism: Humulus lupulus (European hop)
Lineage: Eukaryota; Viridiplantae; Streptophyta; Magnoliopsida; Rosales; Cannabaceae
Product: UDP-glycosyltransferase 74F2-like
Exons: 2
Coding region: 50-1435 (461 amino acids)
Molecular function (GO): UDP-glycosyltransferase activity
Source: RefSeq, a predicted model, not a curated record
GGGGAGAGAGAAUCAUUCAUAUUACAAUAACAUAUAUUACAAAACAUCCAUGGCCGCAGCUCAUCGUCCUCAUGUCCUAGUGGUUCCCUAUCCAAGUCAAGGCCACAUCAACCCUUUGCUUCAGCUCUGCAAGAGACUUGUUUCCCAUGGUCUCACUGUCACCUUUGCCACCACUCUCUUCAUCCUCAACACCUUCACUCCUAAACUCCCCCCCUCCAUUCACCUCGACACCAUAUCCGACGGCUUCGACACCGCCGGCUACGAGGAGUCCUCCGGCGUCGAUGACUACCUGGCCCGCCUUCAAACUGCUGGCUCCAACACCCUGGCCGACCUCAUCCAAAGGCAUCAACACUCCUCCAACCCCGUCCACUGUGUCAUCUACGACUCCUUCCUUUCUUGGGCUCUGGAUGUGGCCAACAAGUUCGGCUUACCUGGAGGACCCUUCUUCACCCAGGCCUCCACUUGUAACUACAUCUACUACUGUAUCCACCAUGGAUUGUUGAAGCUCCCCAUUCCCUCCUUCCCCGUCUCCGUCCAAGGACUGCAAUUCCUCUCCUCCCACCGCGACAUGCCUUCCUUCGUCGGCGUCCCCGGUUCUUAUCCGGCUUACUUUCGAUUGGUGUUGAGCCAGUUAUCUAACGUCCAUCAAGCUAACUUUGUCCUCGUCAACUCUGUCUACGAGUUUGAACAACAGGUGGUGGAUUCUAUGUCAAAGGUUUGUCCUGUGCUUACAAUAGGCCCAACAGUACCACUGUUCUACCUAGACAAAAGCUUCGAAGAAGACAAGGAAUAUGGAUACGAUCUGUUCGAACCAGACUCGUCUGCUCCCAUCAUACAAUGGCUCGACACAAAACCAGCACAGUCAGUUGUGUACGUGGCCUUCGGAAGCAUGGCCAAUUUGAGUGCCAGCCAAAUGGAGGAGCUGGCGUUGGGGCUCAAAGCUACCACUUUCAACUUCUUGUGGGUUGUUAGGACUUCAAAGGAACGGGCAACACUUCCUCCCAAGUUCGCAGAAGAAAUAGGUGACAGAGGACUAAUACUGAAUUGGGGUCCCCAGAUGGAGAUCCUGUCGCAUGGGGCUGUGGGAUGCUUUUUCACCCACGGCGGCUGGAACUCGACGGUUGAGGCGCUGAGCUUGGGAGUGCCAAUGGUGGGAAUGCCCCAGUGGACGGACCAGCCCACCGAUGCCAAGCUCAUUGAGGACAUGUGGAAGGUCGGGGUGAGAGUGAAGGUUGAUGAGAAUGGGAUUGUGGGAAGGAAUGAGGUUGAGAAUUGCAUAAGGGAAGUGAUGGAGGGGGAGACAAGCUCACAAUUGAGACACAAUGCCAAGAAGUGGAGGAAUGUGGCUUUGCAAGCCAUCACUGAAGGUGGCAGCUCCCACACAAACAUUUGCCAAUUAGUAUCAAAACUUCUUGAUAAUAAUUUUACAAAAUAAUUUAUGAAAAAUUCUUCUUAAGGAUCUUCAUUUAAGUACUAUCGGUGGGGCUCUCAGUGUUUCUCGACCCGUGAACAGUUUUCGGUGCGAUUUUUUUAUGACCGUGUAUAUUGUAGCUAUUUGGAGCACCCUACAAAUUUUCAAAAAAAUUAUAAUAGUUUACAGUAUUGAAAACUAUGUUCAAACAUGUUCUUUCCACGCGCAUAAAAAAAAUUAGUUACGUGUGUAACAACAUAUUUGAAUUUAGUUUUCGAUACUGUAAACUAUUCGGAAUUUUCUGAAAAUUUGCAUGAUGCUCUAAAUAGCUACAAUAUAUAUGGUCAUUAAAAAAUCGCGUUGAAAACUGUUUACGGGUCGAGAAUACUGAGAGUCCUACCGAUAGGACUUAAAGUGAAGCCCAUAGGAGAAUUCCCCAAUAAUUUAUAUGUAUGCAUAUAAUUAAUUGGGACGAGGAUCCUCUAUUGUGUGUCCACCAAUAAUUUUGUGACAAAUCAUUUAAUGAUUUUUUCAAUAAAACCUAACACUCAAUUGCCGUU